Molecule: messenger RNA, 206 nt
Organism: Paramecium octaurelia
Lineage: Eukaryota; Ciliophora; Oligohymenophorea; Peniculida; Parameciidae
Source: the annotation of a GenBank genome assembly
AUGACUAUGAAGUAUAAAUCGUUCUAUUAUUAAGGCAUCUUGCUUCUCAUGUUGAGCCAUAAUUGCUGACUGAAAAGGAAGAAACAUUUUCUCUAAUAUUACCAAGGGAUUUCUAUUAUUUCUAACACUUCUUUGCACAAAUAAAUCAAAAUCCUCAAUUAAACUAAUCAAGCAAUAAUUAAGGUUCUUAUGACUUAAACUUAUGA